Messenger RNA from Saccostrea cuccullata (small rock oyster), 2481 nucleotides. RefSeq names its product probable serine/threonine-protein kinase kinX. Bases 1 to 2421 code for a protein of 806 amino acids. The record is from RefSeq and is a predicted model, not a curated record. NCBI's taxonomy places the organism in Eukaryota, Metazoa, Mollusca, Bivalvia, Ostreida, Ostreidae. The transcript is spliced from 7 exons.
AUGGACUAUAACGCAGUUUUGGAUUUUGGAGAGAACCCUGUCACAGAUGUGGACACAAAACUCAAGAUCCUAAAGUUUGAUUAUUCAUGGGUUGAUGCUGUAGAAGAGGAAGAAAGGCGUAUAGAGGAGGAACAAAAGCAGAAAAAAGAGAUGAAGAAAAAGUUGGAGAAAGAAAUUGCAGAAGUGAAGAAAAAUAACAACACAAAUGACAACAGAUUUACAACACUUUUAGACUUUGGAGAUGAGGCGGUUAAAAACUGGAGUGGUGAAUGCACCAAACAAAAAGAUCCCAGGGAUACAAAAAAGGCAUUUUAUCUAAAACCAUUUGGAGAUAAGAAGAAAGUCCUUGUUCCAGAAACCCCAAAGGAUGUGAAGAAAAUUAGUUUUAUAUUUGAGGAGUCAGCAAAGGAUGAAAAAAUAGCAAUAUCACUUGCAGAUACUGAGAAGUCAGUAGUGUGUAAAGCAAAAGUGUCUAAAAAAUCAGAAGCAUUUGUCAAACCAGCAGUUCAGCUAAAAGCAUGUGACAAUCAAGAAGUCCGGGGUAAGGAGGAUGAGGAUAAAGUGGAUGACAAAAAAGACGGAGAGUAUAAAGUCAUUGAAGAGCCAGAUGGAAAGGCUAAAGUGGCUGAGGAACCAUAUGAAAAGGACAUAGUUGUCAAGGAACCAAAUGGAAAGGAUAUAGUUGUCAAGGAACCAAAUGAAAAGGACAUAGUUGUCAAGGAACCAAAUGAAAAGGAUAUUGUUGUCAAUGAACCGAAUGAAAAGGAUAUUGUUGUUGAAGAACCAAAUGGAAAGGAUAUAAUUAUCAAGGAACAAAAUGAAAAGGAUAUAAUUGUCAAGGAAACAAAUGAAAAGGACAUAGUUGUUGAGGAACCAAAUGAAAAGGACAUAGUUGUCAAGGAACCAAAUGAAAAGGAUAAAGUUGUUGAAGAAACGAAUGGAAAGGAUAUAGUUGUCUUGGGACCAAAUGAAAAGGGUAUAGUUGUUGUAGAAGCGAAUGGAAAGGAUAUAAUUUUCAAGGAACGAAAUGAAAAGGAUAUAAUUGUCAAGGAAACAAAUGAAAAGGACAAAGUUGUUGAGAAACCAAAUGAAAAAGAUAUAGUUGUCGAGGAACCAGAUGAAAAGGAUAAAAAUGUUGAAGAACCAAAUGGAAAGGACACAGUUGUUGAGGAACUGAAUGAAAACAAUAUAGUUGUCAAGGAACCACUUGAAAAAAAUGUAGUUGUCGAGGAACCAAAUGAAAAGGAUAAAGUUGUUGAAGAACUGAAUGGAAAGGACAUAGUUGUCGAGGAACCAAAUGAAAAGGAUAUAGUUGUUGAGGAACAAAAUGAAAAGGAUAUAGUUAUCAAGGAACCAAAUGAAAAGGAUAAAGUUGUUGAGGAACCAAAUGAAAAGGAUAUAGGAGUUGAGGAACCAAAUGAAAACAAUAUAGUUGUUGAGGAACCAAAUGGAAAGGAUAAAGUUGUUGAGAAACCAGAUGAAAAGGAUAUAGUUGCCAAUGAACCGAAUGGAAAGGACAUAUGUGUUGCGGAAUCAAAUGGAAAGGACAUAGCUGUUGAGGAACCAAAUGAAAAUAAUAUAGUUGUCGAGGAACCAAAUGAAAACAAUAUAGUUGUCGAGGAACUGAAUGGAAAGGACAUAAAUGUCAAGGAACCAAAUGAAAAGGAUAUAGUUGUUGAGGAACAAGAUGAAAAGGAUAAAGUUGUUGAGGAACCAAAUGAAAAGGAUAUAGGUGUUGAGAAACCAUAUGAAAAGGAUAAAGUUGCUGAGGAACCAAAUGAAAAGGAUAUAGGUGUUGAGAAACCAAAAGAAAAGGAUAUAGUUAUCAAGGAACCAAAUGAAAAGGAUAAAGCUGUUGAAGAACUGAAUGGAAAGGACAUAGUUGUCAAGGAACCAAAUGAAAAGGAUAUAGUUGUCGAGGAACAAGAUGAAAAGCAAAUAAUUGUUGAGGAACCAAAUGAAAGGGAUACAAUUUUCCAGGAGCCAAAUAAAAAGGAUGAAGUUUUUGAGGAACCAAAUGAAAAUAAUAUAGUUGUCAAGGAACCAAAUGAAAAUAAUAUAGUUGUCAAGGAACCAAAAGAAAAGGACAUAAUUGUCAAGGAACCGAAUGAAAAGGAUACAGUUGUUGAAGAACCAAAUGAAAAGGAUAUACUAGUAGUUGUUGAGGAGCCCAAUGGGAAGAAUGUUAUUGUCAAGGAACCAAAUGAAAAUGAUACAGUUGUUGAGGAACUAAAUGGAGCGGAUAUAGCAGAUACAACAGAACUAGAAAUCAAGGAUCAGAAGAUAAUACUUGAGAUUUUGAAUAAGGAUGAUUAUUUUUACGAUGAUGAUGACGAUGAUGAUGAAGGCCUGUUUGGCCCAAGAAAGCUAUUCUUCUUUGGCAUAGAUUAUUUUAAGGAUUCUGGAAAAACUGUCCAGUGAAGAGAAGCAUGAGAGAAGAUAAAACAGUAUUAAACUAUAACUUUGUUUUAAAGAAACAAC